CAAGUUUUUCUAUAAAAGCUUCUCCUACGCUAGAGCAAGUUUUUCUAUAAAAACUGCAUCUAGUCUAGAGCAAGUUUUUCUAAAAAAGCUUUUUCUAGUCUAGAGCAAGUUUUUCUUUAAAAGCGUUGUCUAAUCUAGAGCAACAUUCUCUGUAAAAGCUUUUUCUAGUUUAGAGAAACUUUUUUCUAUUAAAGCUUUUUCUGGUCUGGGGUACGUUUUUCUAUAAAAGCUUCUUCUAGUCUACAGUAAGUUUUUCUAUAAAAGCUUUCUAAUCUAGAGCAACUUUUUUAUAAAAGCUUUUUCUACUCUAAAGCAACUUUUUCUAUAAAAGCUUUUUCUGGUCUAAAGCACGUUUUUCUAUAAAAGCUUUUUCUAGUCUAGAGCAAGCUUUUCUAUAAAAGCUUCUUCUAGUCUAAAGUAAGUUUUUAUAUAAAAACUUUCUCUGGUCUUGAAAAUUUUGUAAGAAAACUUUCUUCAAAUCUGACAGACCUGUAGCUUUGACAUAAGUUUCUCCGAAAAACGUAAUGACCACAAAAGUUUUCAAAUCAUUUUUCAUUUCACCCAAAUUAAUACACAACAUUUUCGCCAAAUAAAAAGCACGUUGUUUUCUCCUUUUUUAAUGUUUUUAAAAAAAAUAAUUUUUAUAAAUCAUUUCUUUAAAAUUUGAGUAUCGUAUCGAAAAUAUUAUUUUUUGUUUUUAUAGCUUAAUAGACUGCGAUUGCUGACGUUUGUAAAUUGUAUUAAUAGUAAAAAAAAAACUAUAUAUUAAGGUUUCAUAGAUGCCCGAGAUCUCUUGCUAAAACUCAGACUCGUUCAAAAGAACUUAAAAUGGUUCUAAUUUAGACUUUACAAAAUAAAAAUCUGCCUUCCUUAAGCUGCCAAAUAAUAAAAAAAAGUGCUGUAUAGUAUUUGUUUUGAGUUAUAAUUUUUUAAUAAUAUUUUUUUAAAAAAGUUAAUUUUUUUACUAAUCUUAAACAACUUGAAGCAUGUUAAUAAGAAAUCGAAACAUCGACAGUCAUUGUACUCGAUUGAAUUUGGACCGAGUUUGGAUACCAUAAGAAGUCGAGCCGAUACAAUACUCGAUUAUGGUGACGAUCAAAUGCAUGAACGUGGUGGCGGCUUAGAGGGCGAUAAUGGUGAAUUAAGUCCGAAACCUAUGACACCGCGUCGUGUUAAAAGGCGUUCGGUUAUGCACAGGGGCAGUAAUAGUCGUCAAUCAACAGCGAGUAGACGUAGUUCUAGCCACAGCAGUCAUAAAAAUACCUUAAGGGGUGAGGGUAGAGGAGGAGGAGGAGGUGAUGGUUCAGGAGGAGCUGGCUCUACGGGUACCCAUUCGAGAAGUAGUACCAGAAGUUCCAGACGUAAAUAUCAUCAAAAUCCUGUUACUAAACUAUUGGAUCAACAACAGCAACAACAAUCCACCAUGCAUAUACAUGGUCAUCAUCCUAAACAGCCGGUUCAGCAAUUUGGUUCUUUUCAUCAUAAGGAUUCCACACCCGCCUUGACUGUAUCCAAUUUGCAAUCUCUUAAUCAGGAAAUACAUAAUAAUAUUAAUGCUGUUUCCUCUUCUAUUAAUGGUGGCGGCAUUGGCAGUCUUACCAAAACCAAUAACAAUCAUUAUCAAUCAUUUCGCAAGAAUAUACCACCAGAUCCCAUCUACUAUAAUACCAAUGCCCAGACUGCCUAUCUACAGCAACAACAAUGGCAGCAACUGCAGCAACAGACACCCUCUCCCAUACCUACACUAGAUGAGCCACAAUCUCCUACUUUGACUUUAACCCCCUCACUGGGUGGGGGGCACUACAAUCCCACCUAUCAACAUUCAACCACAAAUCUAAAUGAUGGUGAACAUGUAGAUGAAUUAUAUAACAAUCGUCCACCCUCGGUGAGAUCAAGUUAUUCUAAUUUCCAUGGUGCCAGACCCAUGUCGUCAUACCUAUCAACCACCAAUACUACAGAAAAUGUUUUUGUCAAUUUGGUGGCCAGUAAUACAGCACAAAAUUCGGCUACUCAACAUCCCCAUCCACCACCUUCACCAGCCACCUCUUCAUUUCAUCAACAGCAGCAGCAGCAAUUGCCUCAUGAAUCACCUUCCACUCCGCCACUCUAUCAACAACAUCCUUUACAUCAACAAUCCUUAAGUCAACACAAUCUACCGCCACCACCCCCCUUGCCAGAUCCACCUUAUAACGCGUCUCAACCGAUACCGUUUCAUAAACGUACCGCUUCACGGGAAAGUAUACGUUCGAUGGCUUUUCUUAAUAGUGGACCACCAGCGUAUAAUCUUAAUUAUCAUACACCACCAGAUUCGGAGACAACGAUGUAAUCGAAAGUAAGCGGAAGAGAAGAACGAAUAAAACGAACCACCUUGCAUCACCACUUGGAACACCGUCCAUUUUGCCUUUAGUAGCCUUAGUUUGAAAAGAGGAAGAUAUGAUUUACAUUUAGUUUAUCCUAAAAUGCAACUCUUUUUUAAAGAUCACUAAAAUUUUUCUAAUUUUCACAAUGUCUUGACUACAGAUCAGUCUUAACUAUUGAUCAGUUUGUAGUCUGAGCACAAAUGAGACUGUAGUCCUUAUUAUUGAUCAGUCCAUAGUUUAAGGUAUAGAUCACUUUAUAAGCUUGAUUAUAUAUCAGUUUAUAGUUUCGACUAUAUAUCAGUCUAUUGUUUAAACUAUUGAUCGGUUUAUAAUCUUGACUAUAGACCAUUUUAUAGUCUUACCUAUAGAUCAGUACAUAUUCAUGAUUAUAGAUCAGUCUAUAGUAUUGACUAUAGAUCAGUCUAUAGUAUUGACUAUAGAUCAGUCUAUGUAUUGACCAUACAUCAGUCUAUAUUAUUGACUAUAGAUCAUUCUAUAGUCCUGACUAUAGAUCAUUCUAUAGUCCUGACUAUAGAUCAGUCUAAAUUAUUGACUAUAGAUCAUUCUAUUGUCUCGACUACAGAUCAGUCUAUGGUCUUGACUGGGGAUCAAUCUAUAGUUUUGACUACAGAUCAGUUUUUAGUCUUGAUUAUAGAUCAGUCUAUAAUAUAGAUAAUGAUGUUUAGAUGUUUAGUAUUGACUGUAGAUGUUUAGUAUUGACUGUAGAUCAGUCUAAGGUCUUGAAUAUACAUAUAUACAUAUAUCAGUAUAUAGUUUGGACUAUAGAUCAGUUUAUAGUCUUAACUAUAGAUCGGUAGGUGGUUAGAUCUGUAGUCUUGACCAUAUAUUAAUCUAUAGUCUUGACUAUAUAUUAGUCUAAGUAUAGUCUUGACUAUAGAUCAGUCUAUAGUCUUGAUUAUAGAUUAGUCUAUAGUCUUGACUAUGGAUCAGUCUAUAGUCUUA
Lucilia sericata (common green bottle fly) is the source of this 3323-nucleotide messenger RNA. RefSeq names its product vacuolar protein sorting-associated protein 27-like. The transcript has 2 exons. The coding region runs from base 1100 to 2326 and encodes 408 amino acids. The record is from RefSeq and is a predicted model, not a curated record. Lineage: Eukaryota; Metazoa; Arthropoda; Insecta; Diptera; Calliphoridae.